Messenger RNA from Staurois parvus, 726 nucleotides. NCBI's taxonomy places the organism in Eukaryota, Metazoa, Chordata, Amphibia, Anura, Ranidae. The record is from the annotation of a GenBank genome assembly.
AUGAUGUUGUUAUAUUUACCAAAACUAGAUGAAAUUAUCGGUGGAGAAGAUGCCAGUCCUCAUUCCAUGCCCUAUAUGACAUUUCUGAAGUUUGACAUAACAGGAAAUACAUAUAAAAGAUGUGGAGGGAUCCUGAUAAGUGAAGACGUUGUUUUGACAGCAGCUCACUGCAAUGGCACAAAUAUGCAAGUAAUAUUGGGAGCUCAUAAUAUUAAAUCUAAAGAAAAUUCCUGGCAGGUAAUAAAAGUUUGUAAAAGUGUCCCACACCAACAACACAAAAAGCCUGGCAAUGACAUCAUGUUGUUAAAGCUCAGAGAAAAAGCAGUGUUAAACCGUUAUGUAUUACCACUGCCCAUUAACCACAGCGGAGGGAAGGUGAAACCUGGGAGUGUGUGCUCUGUAGCAGGUUGGGGCAGAAUUAAAGAGUAUAACAAAGAUGAGUCUCCAACACUAAAAAAAGUUGAUCUAAAAGUGGUUUCAGAAAAAAUCUGUUCUGAGACAUUCCCAAACAUUAAUUUGAAGAACUUUAUCUGUGCUGGAGACCCACAGGAAAACAAGUAUGCAUAUAAUGGUGAUUCUGGUGGUCCUUUAUUCUGUGGGACGGACCUUCAAGGAAUUGUACAGGGUGGAAACUAUAACAAACCACCUACUGGUUUGUACACCAAAGUCUCUUCACACCUUAAAUGGAUGAAACAAACCAUACACACAAUGAGGUGCAAGAAAUAG